Brenthis ino (lesser marbled fritillary) is the source of this 267-nucleotide messenger RNA. Lineage: Eukaryota; Metazoa; Arthropoda; Insecta; Lepidoptera; Nymphalidae. The record is from the annotation of a GenBank genome assembly.
AUGUCCUCCCAACCGAUUUCGGCCACGGUGGCCAAUCUGCGCAGGAGAUAUAAUUCACAAGUGUACGCGCAGAUACAAGUGCACUUUCUAUUCCUGUCACUUUCAUACUCCGGUGGGACGACACGAGAUACGACCGGUGAGAGUUCCGGAUGUAGUAGACGCAGGAACGACGGCUUUACGUGCUCUCCGAGGCACGGGGGUGUAACACCACCAACUUCCCAACUCCGAGCUGUUACUGAGGCUUACUAUGCAGAAAGACUCAAUAAC